AGGAGCAGAGAGCUGACAUUUUGAGAGUAGACAUCUGAGGUUGGUUGAAGGGAAGAACGAAGAAUGGCGUCUUCAUCAUCAGCGUCGGGAACGGCGGUUACGGAGCGGAGAGGGAUUCCGGGUGCUCAGUUCGUUGAAGAUGUUCAAACUUAUCUCAAUCAAUCUGGUCUUGAUGUCAACUCUGCCCUCGCUUUCCUUCAAGAAAGGCUUCAGCAAUACAAGUUAGUUGAAAUGAAGCUUCUUGCUCAGCAGAGGGAUCUUCAGGCAAAGAUACCAGAUAUUGAGAAGUGCUUAGAUGUUGUUGGCACAUUGCAUGCUAAGAAGGGUACUGGUGAGGCACUUCUUGCUGAUUUUGAAGUGUCAGAAGGAAUAUAUUCGCGAGCUCGCAUAGAGGAAACUGACUCGGUCUGUUUGUGGCUGGGAGCAAAUGUUAUGUUGGAAUAUUCAUUGGAAGAGGCUACUGCUCUGUUACAGAAAAACCUGGAAAAUGCUAGAGCUAGUUUAGAAGUUCUGAUUACUGAUCUGGAGUUCUUGAGGGACCAAGUUACAGUAACUCAGGUUACAAUUGCUCGCGUGUAUAAUUGGGAUGUUCAUCAACGGAGAAUCCAACAAGCUAUUGCCACGCCUACUUCAGAAUAGCAAAGAAAAAUUUUUUCCCCGCCUGUUUCAACAUUUGGGCAGCUGUACGUACCCUUUCAGCUGAGAGUACGAUUCUCAUCUCUGUUCACUCUAGUUUUUAGAUGGAUUGCUGUUACAUUUUCAUCCUUAUUCUGGUUUCACUACAUUAGAUCAUGGCACUCGAGAAUAGGAACCAGUUUUGAUAAGUGCCGAUUGAUUUACUGGUCUCUAUUUGUAAAAAUAGUACCAUUAUUUAUGUAGUAGAUCAAUGGGGCAUGCUUUGUUUGGUGUGAUCAUAUGGAUGACAUUUUGGAAUUUAUUUAUACUUUGUUGAAUUUGACAA
Messenger RNA from Arachis duranensis, 961 nucleotides. Its product is annotated as prefoldin subunit 3. Gene Ontology annotation, molecular function: tubulin binding. The record is from RefSeq and is a predicted model, not a curated record. Gene Ontology annotation, biological process: microtubule-based process; protein folding; tubulin complex assembly. The coding region runs from base 64 to 639 and encodes 191 amino acids. Gene Ontology annotation, cellular component: cytoplasm; prefoldin complex. Lineage: Eukaryota; Viridiplantae; Streptophyta; Magnoliopsida; Fabales; Fabaceae. The transcript has 6 exons.